AUGUUAAUUAAUUAUGGUGCUGAUGCUAUACCAAAAGAUUCUAAUUUUCCAAACGCUCUAGUUUUUGCUGCAAAGUAUAGACGCGUUGAAAUUAUGAAAUGUUUAUUAGAGAAUGUUCCAAAAUUAAGUGAUGAAAGUUUUGAUAUUAAUGAAGGUGAUGAUUCUCAAAAUAUUGGUGGAAAUGGUGGUGGAAUUGGUGGUGGAAUUGGUGCUAAGGAAAUUAAGAAUUAUGGAACAAAAAUAUGGAGUGGAUUUACCGGUGAAGUUAAAAAAUUAAAAAAUCAAUUAAAUAGAGCUAGUAAUUUGUAUAAUAAAUAA
Molecule: messenger RNA, 318 nt
Organism: Scutellospora calospora
Lineage: Eukaryota; Fungi; Glomeromycota; Glomeromycetes; Diversisporales; Gigasporaceae
Source: the annotation of a GenBank genome assembly